GGAGGCCACAGCCGGUGGAGGCAAGGCGGGUGCAGGGUGUGUGGGGAGGGAGGGAGGUGCCAGCACUCCAGCCCUGAGGCCCUGCUGGCCCCUGGGCGGAGGCCCAGCUCCGGCUCCCAGGAAUGGACCUCGUGGACCCCGACAUAUUUAAUAGGGACCCUCGGGACCACUACGACCUGCUGCAGCGGCUGGGUGGUGGCACCUAUGGAGAAGUCUUCAAGGCUCGAGACAAGGUGACGGGGGACCUGGUGGCAUUGAAGAUGGUGAAGAUGGAGCCUGAUGAUGAUGUUUCCACACUUCAGAAGGAAAUCCUCAUCUUGAAAACUUGCCGGCACGCCAACAUUGUGGCCUACCACGGGAGUUAUCUCUGGCUGCAAAAGCUCUGGAUCUGCAUGGAAUUCUGUGGGGCUGGUUCUCUUCAGGACAUCUACCAAGUGACAGGCUCCCUGUCAGAGCUCCAGAUCAGCUACGUCUGCCGAGAAGUUCUCCAGGGACUGGCCUAUCUGCACUCACAGAAGAAGAUACACCGGGACAUUAAGGGAGCCAACAUCCUCAUCAAUGACUCUGGGGAGGUCAGACUGGCUGACUUUGGUAUCUCAGCUCAGAUCGGGGCAACGCUGGCUCGACGCCUCUCUUUCAUUGGGACACCUUACUGGAUGGCUCCAGAAGUGGCUGCCGUUGCCCUGAAGGGAGGAUACAAUGAGCUGUGUGACAUCUGGUCUCUGGGCAUCACAGCCAUAGAACUAGCAGAGCUACAGCCACCGCUCUUUGAUGUGCACCCUCUCAGAGUUCUCUUCCUCAUGACCAAGAGUGGCUAUCAGCCUCCCCGGCUAAAGGAAAAAGGCAAAUGGUCUGCUGCCUUCCACAACUUUGUUAAAGUCUCCCUCACCAAAAACGCCAGGAAACGACCCAGCGCCACCAAGAUGCUCAGUCAUCAGCUGGUAUCCCAGCCAGGGCUAAAUAGAGGCCUGAUCCUGGAUCUUCUUGACAAACUGAGGAACCCAGGGAAGGGGACUCCUGUUGGUGAGACUGAAGAUGAGGAGCCUGAGCCACCCCCUGCCAUCCCUCGGCGGAUCAAAUCCACCCACCGAUCCAGCUCGCUGGGGAUUCCAGAUGCAGAUUGUUGUCGACGGCACAUGGAAUUCAGGAAGCUCAGAGCAAUGGAGUCCAGACCUGCAGCUGACACUGCUCUCUUACAGCCCCCUGAAGACUUCAGGAGCAGCAGUCCUAGGAGGCACCUGUCGGAGUCUGAUGAUGACUACGAUGACGUGGACAUCCCUACCCCUUCAGAGGACACACCUCCUCCACUGCCCCCCAAGCCCAAGUUCCGUUCUCCAUCGGAUGAGGGUUCCGGGGGGCCUGGGGAGGAGGGGCAGCUGAGCCCGGGGGUGCUGGUCCGGUGUGCCAGUGGGCCUCCCCCACGCACCCCCCAUGUUGGACCUCCCCCAGCCACCAGGAGUCCCCAUCUAACUGCCCAUUCAGAGCCCUCACUCUGGAACCCAACCCCUCAGCAGUCUGACCAGCCCCCACUGUUGCCCCCCAAGAAGGAAAAGAUGAAGAGAAAGGGAUGUGCCCUCCUUGUAAAGUUGUUCAAUGGCUGCCCCCUCCGGAUCCACAGCACAGCCGCCUGGACACACCCCUCCACCAAGGAUCAGCACCUGAUCCUAGGGGCAGAGGAAGGCAUUUUCAUCUUGAACCGGAAUGAUCAGGAGGCCACGCUGGAGAUGCUCUUUCCCAGCCGGACGACCUGGGUGUACUCCAUCAACAAUGUCCUCAUGUCUCUCUCAGGAAAGACCCCCCACCUGUAUUCUCAUAGCAUCCUGGGCCUGCUGGAAAGGAAAGAGACCAGAGCAGGAAGCCCCAUCUCUCACAUUAGUCCUCACCGGCUACUCGCAAGGAAGAACAUGGUCUCCACCAAGAUCCAGGACACCAAAGGCUGCCAAGCGUGCUGUGUGGCGGAGGGCUCCAGCUCCGGGGGCCCCUUCCUGUGCGGGGCAUUGGAGACCUCUGUGGUCCUGCUUCAGUGGUACCAGCCCAUGAACAAGUUCCUGCUGAUCCGGGUAGGGAGCCGUAGAGGCUGGCUUCUGCGGAGACUUCCAAGAAACCCCACUUCCACUCGAGGCCUCGUCCCAGUCUCCCCCAAGGUUCUGCCCAUCGGCCUGCCUGCCGUGGGUCAGGGUGCGAGUGUCUCCUUCCCGGCGGGGAGCGGGGAGCGGGGCGGGAGGAAGGCGGUAGACGCCGCGGGGAGAAGGAGGACCGGGCCGGGCCGCUCUGGAGCGGGUUUAGUCUGCUUGUGUGGGAACCGAGCGGGUCUAAGGAGAGGCGGGUGCCGCGGAAUGGGCCCGCGAACCUCCCCCUCUCCGACAGAGCACAAGGGACCAGUCCAGGUGACCCAGGUGGAGGAAGACAAAGUUAUGGUGUUGAUGGACGGGUCCCUGAAGCUGGUGACUCCAGAGGGAGCCCCAGUCAGGGGGCUGCGAACCCCGGAGAUCCCCAUGACGGAAGCUGUGGAGGCUGUGGCGAUGGUCGGAGGGCGGCUCCAGGCCUUCUGGAAGCACGGAGUGCAGGUGUGGGCUCUGGGCUCUGACCAGCUGCUUCAGGAGCUGAGAGACCCCACCCUCACCUUCCGUCUGCUUGGCUCCCCCAGGCCUGUGGUGGUGGAGACACGCCCAGCAGAUGAUCCUACUGCUCCCAGCAACCUCUACAUUCAGGAAUGAGUCCCUGGGGGUGUUAGGAACCAUUCCCUGCACCCUCCUUCCCAACAGACACUCAUUAGUGGUCAUGACAUGCUCCUUUACCCCAAUAAACAUGACUUCAGCCUCUGC
Molecule: messenger RNA, 2825 nt
Organism: Myotis brandtii (Brandt's bat)
Lineage: Eukaryota; Metazoa; Chordata; Mammalia; Chiroptera; Vespertilionidae
Gene: MAP4K1
Product: mitogen-activated protein kinase kinase kinase kinase 1
Exons: 30
Coding region: 123-2717 (864 amino acids)
Biological process (GO): protein phosphorylation
Molecular function (GO): ATP binding; MAP kinase kinase kinase kinase activity
Source: RefSeq, a predicted model, not a curated record